CGCUAACACAACCCGUAAACUUUGGCUCGACGAUCAUGUACAGGGGUCUUGGAGAUUUCGUCGCUAGUGGUUGUAGGCGGCCAUCACGUGGCUCCGCUUUGGGCGGAAACCCGCACGUGAUGCCUGACGUUGGGGGUGCGAGUGCCCAAGAUGUCGAAAGGCCUUAUAAACGAAGGGAAGACAAACUUCGGGACGAGAGACGGCCUACCAUAAACAGCAAUAUGCCUCGGACCGCUACCAAGAGGUUGGAGGAUAUCGCCAAAAUUUUGCCACCUCUCGUCAUCCUUACUCUUUCGAAGUCUCCAGAUCUUGUCGCUUCCCUACAUCGCAGCUGCCAUUAGCCAUAAAUGCCGGGGUGAAAAAUAGAGUAAGUUCCUCACCAAAUCAGGUAUCAACACCUCGUCCCCAUGUUCAUAAACCAUGUGCGGGUGUGACAGACCUCCAUUGGGGGCAGGAAAAGUGAUCGCUGAUGCGAUAUCGGUGGCGAAGAUCAAGGGAGAGGUAGCGCAAGGAGGUGAGGUGGGCGAUUUCCGCCAGAGGACGCGUUGUGGAAGGGGCCGGUAAUGACACCAUCAGGUGUUGUGGUGAACGAGCAGAUCAAACCAGGGGAUAUUUGGUUUACAGCACUGAAAAGUGAACACACUGUGGUUCGUUGGAUGUGCGUCAAUCCAAGACGCAUUGGUACCACUUUCAUGCCGGGCAGAGACUGUUGAAGAAGCAUUUGACGGGUUCAAGAGAUAGACGGCGAUGAAGGUGUCGUAUCCCCCUGCUAGAAUCGUGAAGGAGACCCUUCUGAUAGAGUACGUGGUGGCAAGUGCAAGAAACCCCUGUACUAGUAAUUCCGCCGUCUGUAGCUGCUGAGCACCUUGUGAGGGGUCUGAUCACUAUAGAGGGUACAAAUUGC
This is a messenger RNA of Marasmius oreades (fairy-ring Marasmius), 904 nucleotides long. RefSeq lists its product as uncharacterized. The record is from RefSeq and is a predicted model, not a curated record. Lineage: Eukaryota; Fungi; Basidiomycota; Agaricomycetes; Agaricales; Marasmiaceae. The transcript has 3 exons. The coding region runs from base 36 to 341 and encodes 101 amino acids.